AUGUCGCAUAACGCGUGUGCGCUGCACAAUGUGAGGGGAGCCAAGUCUGAGGGUCCUACUCGGCGUUGUUGCGUGGCGGCCGCGUAUUCCGCCGCAAAUGGCGCGGAUGGCGCGGAGGGGGGAAGGGUCGCAGGCGGUGUUGUGACGGAAACGAACAAUUCGACGGUUUCCGUUUACGACGCGGACGAGGAUGGAGGAGACGAACCGUUUAUGAGCCUUCCGAUAAGUUAUUACGAGGUGCUGAGAGUUCAUCCCGAGACCCCAACAGCCACCAUCGACCUCAUGCUCGACUCCAUGCUCGCCUCGCCGCCUCAAGAAGGCUUCACUGUCUCCGCCCUCACGGUCAGGGCGGAAGUUUUGGAGGCUGCCCGCGACACGCUACUGGACGUGGAGCUCCGGGCAGAGUAUGAUGAGGACCUGAAGGCAGCGGCUGCAGAGCAGCAGCAGGGGUUGGGGGGUGUGGGGAGGGGUGGAGGGGAGUACGGGGGCGAGACUGCGAUCAUGGUUGAUGUGCCAAUGAGCCGGGUGCCUGGCGUGUUGUGUCUGUUGCAAGAAGCCGGCCGCUCUGCUGACGUGGCAGAGGCGGGCCUCGACCUCCUCUCCCGCCCGGAUGGUGAUCCGGCUUUUCGUGCUGACGUGGCACUCGCCACAGCAUUGGCAUACUCGGACCUAUCGCGAGAUGCCAUGUCAGCAGAUCCGCCUGCAGUGGCACAGGGCUGCGAGCUGCUGGAAGCUGCGCUGAAGCUUCUGCAGGACGAGGGAGGGCCAAGCCUGGCGCCGUCCCUGCAGGCAGCAAUAGAGGACUCGCUGCGGGAGAUGGGUCCCACACGCGUGCUAGAGCUGCUGGCGCUGCCCCUGGACAAGGAGCACGAGGAGGCCCGGAGCGAGGGCAUACAGGCCAUGCGCGACCUCCUCUGGUCCCAAAGCCAAGACGGCGCACUCACAUUCACCUCUCAGGGCGGUUUCUCCCGCCAUGUGUUCAUGCGGGAGGCCUUCCUCCGCCUCACUACUUCCGAGCUCAUUGCCCAUUUCGCAGCCGCCCCGCCGCACGUGGAUGCCGGCAUCCUCGAGGCCUACUGGGUCGCGCUCGCCUUUGCCGGCCGGGGCUUCUUCCUGCGCCGCCCGGCCGACAUCGUCCAGUCUGACGCGCUGCUGAAAGAGUUGAACGAGUCCACCGCCGGAUCUGUCAGUAGAGAGGGCCAUGUGCGCGCUGCUGCUGGGGCAGGUGGGCGCGUGCAAGCGGUGGCUGGGCGUGCAU
This is a messenger RNA of Closterium sp. Yama58-4, 1258 nucleotides long. Lineage: Eukaryota; Viridiplantae; Streptophyta; Zygnematophyceae; Desmidiales; Closteriaceae. The record is from the annotation of a GenBank genome assembly.